GGGGCCAGGGCAACAAAAAGGAGCGGAACACGGACAACACGGGAAUGGCGGACGCCGUGGGAGAUUGUGUGUCUUUCUGUUAGCUUUUGCGUCGAUAGCAUACAAGUCGCCAGUUGAACUCAGGUCGACGGCACCGAGGCGGACAUGGAGUGGACGUGUUUGAACCAUCUUGUGGUCUUUUUCCUCCUCUCGUACAUGACGUCGGCCCACGUGGCACCCCCAAACAACGUGACUCUGCACUGUGGAAACCUGGUCAACAAGGUGGCGUGGACCUACGACCACCCGCCUCCGGGACUGCGAUUCCGGGUGGACAUUGGCAAGCUGUCCGACGGUGUCAUCGCUCCGCUGUGGGUGGAUCUGCCCGACCUCCAGGCGAACAUGUCCUUCCUGUCGGACCAGAGGGACGACUACUUACUGAUGGUGACCGCCGUCCUCGCGGAGGAAGAGUCAGAGGCCGCUCCCGCCAAUGGCAUUUCCUUCAGCUACUUCAUUGACUCUCCUGCCACUCAGAAAUGUUCUUUGGACCUCCCGCCUGUGACCGUGUUGGACCAAGAGGAUAACACCAUCCUGCUCAGCUUCCAGCAUCCGUGGCUCAUGUACCAGCAUGGACUUCCUCCCCGCUUGGACUCCAGAGGCAAGAAGAGGAGGAGACACGAGCAGCUCGACAACCCUCUGCCCGUCUUCAAAUAUGACGUCACUCUCAGCAAGAAGCAGUAUACCCACCUGCGCUGCACCGAGGAAGUAUGCGAGCGCAAGCUGCCCGUGGACCCCGGCCUGCAGGAACACUGCGCCGUCAUCAGGGGGGAGCUGGAGAGGAUCAGCGUUCACGGCACGCAGGACUACUGCCCUCAGCCUGUGCAGGGAAACAAACACGCUGUCAUCCUUGUGGUGGGGUCACUAUUGGUCCUGGCUGCAGCCUCCAUCUUGCUCCUCAUGAUCUGCCGGAAAAAGACCAAAGCCUCGUCCGAGCUGCCACCCUUCCUUCACUUCAAGGGAGGCGUUGAGGAGGUGCCCAAAGCGUCCCUGGCGGUUUCCAACUCGUCCUCGCCGCUGCUGCUGACGGAGCAGCCCGUCUUGCCCGGCGAGUCGGAGCCGCCCGGCGAGUCGGAGCCGCCCGGCGAGGAUGACGUGGGCGAUGCGGAGGAGGAAAAGCCGCAGGCGUACAUGGGGAGCGAUGACAUCGAGGAAGACGCAGAGACCUCGGACAAUGAUCCGUACGAGAGACGCAACGUCGUCGUCAGGCUGUCGCUCGACGAGGACAUGGAGGGCUACCGUGGCUGAAGGGUUGACUUUUUUAAAAGGUAAACUUUUUAGUAUUAGCAGCCUUAGGGUAGCAUAUUGUAUAUCAUGAGCAUUAAUAGGCCAACACUGCUCAAGUCCCCUCAAAGAAAACCCGUACUAUUCGUGGGGGUUAGGGUCUAAGCCUUGACCCCAAUAGCGAAAAAUUGCGAUUAAUGGAUGCCAACCACCCACCCCCCCAUAUCAGUGGUUCAAACUUGUUACACCAAGUACUAAUUAAUAUUAUUGUAAGCCACUGUAACGUUAUGCUCAGUUUAAACAUGAACCCUUCGCUUGAAUAUACAAAAAUUAAGACUGACAGUAAAUAAUGAUUCAUAUAAGAUACAUUGCAGAUAAAAUUUAAAAACAAACAGUUCUUAAAGUUUAAAUGUAUUGAACUUCAAAGUUAAAUACAACUGAACUGUACUUUUAUUUAAGCUCGUACCUUGGCAGCAAUUCUUUCUCGUACCACAGUUCGGGAAUCACUAAUGUAUAGUUUGUACCCCAAACUAUGAUCCCGGAAUACUUUUAAUAUAAUUUCAAAACUCAGUUUAGAACAUUGCCUUUAAAAAUAAAUGGCUAACAGAUGAUUUGAUUUCGAAAGUGCGAGGCUGCUUGCUUGUAUGUCGGCGCUUGGCACCUCUUAAAAACCCCAAAUACUGCCUUCAUAUGAGCCUUUCUUUUUAAUAUUGUGGCACAUAGGUACUCAGAAAUGUAUACACAGAACAUCACAAAUGACUAUCAUGAGUUGGCCACUUAAUUGGCUGUCAGCCGGUGGGCAACAUUAGCACCUCCUCCGCUAACGUGCCUUGAAAGGAGCAUGGCAUUUGGAUGCCAUAUUGGGUGUAACAGAAGUGCGAAUAGGUGUGUUUUACCGCGGCUAAUUGUUAGGUUCUCCAGUGCAAGUAAUUUUGCCAAUGGCGAAUCGGCGUGGGAUCAAGUAAACGUCACUUGCGAUACUACACUGCAACCCCAAGAGUUGACUUGAACACAGUACAGUUUCCGAUAUUUUAGGAAACAUUUAGAUUGUCUUAGCUGUCAUACACGAAUAAAGAGAUGUGUAACACAACUUGAAUAGAGUAAAACUACUUUUGCUGAGAAUCCACGUAAUAGCUGAAACUACCCCAGACUGACCUAGUGGAGAGGGAACUGGAAGGCGUUCACAUGUUUUGUAGGUGAGUUAGUUAGAUUACUGAGGUUAAUAUGUGUAACAUAUUUAAAAUAAGUGCAGGGAUGCUCACCUGGUGGGCCGCAAACAGCUUGUCACAUUGAAUUAACUAAAUAUACUAUAAUUACAUGUAUGUUUUGUUAAAUUUAAUAAAUAACCAUGCGCCGCUUAUCAGAAGCUAACGCUAAUCCGGGUGUCCAACAACACUCACUGCGGCUCUGCUUCCAUUUUGGAUUUGACAUGAUAGCGGGGGCUGCGCAACCCUUGGGGGAGUGUGGGUGACUGCAUGGCAGUGUUUCAGGCAUUGUAGUGUGUUAGCUGUCGCUUGACAGUGGCCCUUGAUCCUCACCCAGCCUAGCUGCUCAACUCAUGGACGGAGAAACUGGAGGGGAAGGGGCGGUUAUUAUGUAAAUAAUUGUACACUUUUCCAUAAUGUCCUUUGAGUCUUCAAAAGCACCACCAGUGGAAGUAUUUCAUGCCUUGUAUUUUGUAAACCACUUGUUGGCCACUCAUCCCAAGGUGCAUCAUUUGAUAGCACGCAGGGCUGCAGCUAUGUGAACCAAUAUCCUGUGAUUCUUGCUGAGAAUUUAUUUUACACGUGUGUUUUGUUUGAGGGGUUUGAGCAUGUGGCACCUUAAUCUACAGUAACACACACUGUUGUCAUUUAACGAUGCCAUUUGCACCUAGAUAAUAGUCCCGCUAAGAAUUGCACACAAAAAUUUUUUUUAUCCCUCCUUCAUUUCAGUAUUUUAUUGGGGGGAAAAAGAGACAUCUCCUUUGCCUUAUUGGGCAGACAGACUCCUUUGCCUUUUUAGGCAAAAAUUUCAAGAUUUAAUUAAUUGCUGCUUUACUGCUGUUGUGUAAUUGUGAGAUUUUAAUGUUUUUUUUAUUUUUUAUAUAGCCAUUUUUGUCCUCCAUACUAAAACAAAACAAAAACAAACAAAAAAAUUAUCCGACACUAUGUUUAAAUGAUAUACACUGGAUUGUAAGUAUGUGGGUUUUUGUUAAUAGUAUGUUUUUAGAAUUGUAUGGCAGACCGCAUUAAAAGCUAUAAAUGACUUUCACGCAUGCACUAUUUUAGUUCCAACAUGCCAGAACUUGAGUUGUCUAUCAAUCUACAAAACCAAUCAGUAGUCCAGUAUCGGCUUGCAGUGUCUCUGCCUUCUGGUGUAUGUUUCCUGUCUUGUGCCAUUUUUGUUCUAAUAAACACCUAAAACAAA
Phycodurus eques (leafy seadragon) is the source of this 3666-nucleotide messenger RNA. RefSeq names its product interferon gamma receptor 1-like. The coding region runs from base 145 to 1281 and encodes 378 amino acids. The record is from RefSeq and is a predicted model, not a curated record. Lineage: Eukaryota; Metazoa; Chordata; Actinopteri; Syngnathiformes; Syngnathidae. The transcript has 7 exons.